AUGUUUUAUGAAGAGCACGACUCCAAGGGCUCAUUACUAUCUUCAUCCAAACUGGGGUCUCCAAGAAACUUUAAGCGAUAUUUCGCAUUUGGAAUUCUUCUAAGUGUGCUAGUAUGGGGAAGUUCAUUUUUACUUAUCACAAUCCAGAGUUUUGGAAACAGUUUUUACAUCCAGUCACUCCAGUCUUUACAAUCACAACAGGUUUCUUUCAAAGGAUUACUGCAUGACGAAGGGAUUGAUACUGUUCAAUAUGCUAGGCCCUCGCUCAAGUCACCAGAUUUGGGAGGGAAGUUGUCAUUCACAAAAAAGGUUUUUGACGAACACGUAUUAGAUGCCAAGUUGCAUAGCAUCCAAUGGAUACAGACUCCAGAGUCAUUAUAUGAUGAUCAAGGGACAUAUGUCAUCAAUGAAGGGAACGAUGACCAAGGAGAACUCAACAUUGUAGUCAAAUCGUUGGCUAAUGAAAGCUAUUCCUACUCAUUAAUUGACCAUUCAACGUUUAAAUACAAAGAAAUCGAGUAUACUAUUUCAGAUUACGUUGCAUCGCCAGACCUUCAAAAAGUUAUAUUAAAGACCAAUAGCUCUAGCUCCUGGCGACACUCUUCUUUGGCCUUAUAUUGGGUCUUGGAUGUUAAAAAAAAAGAAAUAAACCCCUUACAUAGCAACAUUCAAGACAAGUUAUCCACAGUGUCAUGGUCUCCAGACUCUACCCACGUUGCUUAUAUAUACAACAACAACAUAUUUUUGAAAGACACUGAACUUGACAAAACGAUACAAGUUACCAAAGACGGAUCGACUGAAGUGUUUAAUGGAAAACCAGAUUGGGUUUAUGAAGAGGAAGUGUUUGGAACAGAUAUUGUUUUAUGGUGGUCUGCAGAUGGGUCAAAGUUUGCAUUUUUAAAGUCCAACAACACUGAUGUUCCAGAAUUCACCAUACCAUUUUAUGCUCAAAAGAAUCACACAGACUACCCCGAGUUGGUCAACAUUAAAUACCCCAAGGCAGGCUACCCAAAUCCUUUGGUUAGUGUACUCACAUACGACGUAAAAAAGGGCAAAGUAUCAAACCACUUACUCGAAACGUCAACUAUCGAUCCUUUGAAUAGAUUAAUAACGGAAGUUGUUUGGGUUGGAGACGAGCUCUUGGUUAAGACUUCAAAUAGAGCCAGCGAUUUGUUGGAAAUAUUCUUAAUCGGGCAAGAUGAAAGCGGUGUAAAAUUGGUGCGAACUCAUGAGGCAAAAGAUUCAUGGUUUGAGAUCACCUCGCAUACAUUAUACGUACCGCAGAACAAGACAGCGGGACGUCAACAAGAUGGAUAUAUUGACACAGUUGUUGUUGAUGGUUACAAUCAUUUAGCAUAUUUUUCACCCCCUAGUAGUUCUCAAUAUGAAUUGUUGACAAGUGGGAACUGGGAAGUUGUUGGAGGCGUAGCAGCAUUUGACUAUACUAGAAACAAUGUUUACUUUAUAAGCACAAUCAAAUCUUCAAUUGAGCGUCAUAUCCACUCUGUUAAUUUAUUAGACAGAUCAAAUGACGGGCUCCCUUUUAUCAAGGAUAUCACUGCAAAAGAAGGCUAUUAUAGCUCUUCUUUCUCCUCGGGUGGAAGGUUCCUCUUGUUGUCCGACUUGGGUCCCGGAGUGCCAACGCAAAGGAUCAAUGAUUUGAAAUUGGGUAAGAAUGUUAAAGAGAUUGAGGAUAACCAAGAGCUUGCUCAAAGGUUACGUGAUUAUGCUUUACCAGAAGUGAAAUUUGAUACUGUUGAAUUGACUGAUGAGCAAGGCGAAAAAUUUCUCAUCAAUUCUGUCGAAACUUUACCACCAAAUUUUGACGAGAAUAAGAAAUAUCCUGUCUUGUUCUUCAUUUAUGGAGGUCCCGGCUCUCAGCAAGUAACCAAACGCUGGUCGUUAUCAUUUAGCACUGUAGUCGCUGCUGAAUUGGACUCAGUGGUUGUUACAGUUGAUGGGCGUGGUACAGGUUUUAACAACUUGAACUAUAAAUUGGGCCAAAAAUUUAAAUUUAUUGUGCGUGACAAAUUGGGUAAAUACGAGCCAGUUGAUGUUAUAAACUCAGCCAAAAUCUGGGCGAAGAAAUCAUAUGUUGAUCCAGACAGAAUCGCUGUUUGGGGCUGGUCAUAUGGUGGGUUCUUAACUUUAAAGACCCUUGAAACUGAUUAUGAGGACUCCGUUUUUAAUUAUGGUGUUGCAAUUGCACCAGUUACUAGAUGGAGAUUAUAUGAUUCUAUCUACACGGAGAGAUAUUUGAGGACACCUCAAGAGAAUCCAGAAGGGUACUUGACCGGAUCCAUCAAUAAUGUAACAAACUUUGAGCAUGUGAAGAAGUUUUUUAUUGGUCAUGGUUCUGGUGACGACAAUGUCCAUGUUCAACAUACACUACAGCUAUUAGACGAGUUCAACCUUGCAGAGAUUGAGAAUUUUGAGUUUAUGAUAUUCCCUGACAGCAAUCACGGAAUGAGUUAUCAUAAUGGAAAUAAAGUCGUUUUCGAUAGAAUAUUGGAUUUUUUCAGAAGAGCAUUUGAUGGUGAAUUUGUAUAG
Lodderomyces elongisporus is the source of this 2550-nucleotide messenger RNA. RefSeq names its product Dap2p (gene DAP2). The record is from RefSeq and is a predicted model, not a curated record. Gene Ontology annotation, biological process: proteolysis. Bases 1 to 2550 code for a protein of 849 amino acids. Gene Ontology annotation, molecular function: serine-type peptidase activity; dipeptidyl-peptidase activity. Lineage: Eukaryota; Fungi; Ascomycota; Pichiomycetes; Serinales; Debaryomycetaceae. The transcript has a single exon. Gene Ontology annotation, cellular component: plasma membrane.